This is a messenger RNA of Setaria italica (foxtail millet), 2004 nucleotides long. Its product is annotated as RING-H2 finger protein ATL13. NCBI's taxonomy places the organism in Eukaryota, Viridiplantae, Streptophyta, Magnoliopsida, Poales, Poaceae. Bases 274 to 1572 code for a protein of 432 amino acids. The transcript has a single exon. The record is from RefSeq and is a predicted model, not a curated record.
ACCCUUUCAGGCUUUGACCAUCAGGUCCACCACCACCGCUCUGCCACUCUGUUCUCCCCUGCUGCAUCGCCGUCGCCCGUCGGUGUGACGCUGUCCCUCACCAACCCUCUCCGUCCGGCUCUCCCAAACAAAGGCCACCCAGCACCCACAUACACUCCACACCGUCGCCUCGUCUCCCUCCCAUAUAACAAAGCACGCCACGUUCUUCUCCCCAGUCGCCGUCGUCGGUGCCGCGGCGACGGUGUCAGCAAUUGGCGCGCGCGCCGCGAAAGAAUGGACGCUGCUACUCCUGCGCCUCCGCCGCCACCGUCCGUGGCGAGCGGCAUCGAGCGGAAGCUGAGCCCGGGGGUGGUGCUCCUCAUCGCGAUCCUCGCGAUGGUCUUCUUCAUCAUCGGCCUGCUCAACCUGCUGGUGCAGAACCUCCUGCGGCUGCGGCGGGCGCGCCGGCGCCGGCGCCGGGUCGGCGACGCCGCCGCGGCGGGGGGCGUCGGGGACGGCAGCAGCCCCACGGCGUUCCAGGGCCAGCUCGGGCAGCUGUUCCACCUCCACGACGCGGGGGUCGACCAGGCCUUCAUCGACGCGCUCCCCGUCUUCCCAUACCGCGCCGUCGCCGCCGCCGGCCGCCGCGGGGACGACCCGUUCGACUGCGCGGUCUGCCUCUGCGAGUUCGCCGACGACGACAAGCUCCGCCUGCUGCCGACGUGCGGCCACGCGUUCCACGUCCCCUGCAUCGACACCUGGCUGCUCUCGCACUCCACCUGCCCGCUAUGCCGCGGCAGCAUCCUCGCCGUCGCGGACGCUGAGUGCUCGCCGGGGUCCAGCCCCUCGGCCUUGCUCGUGCUCGACUCCGAGAGCCAUCCCGAGACCGUCGCCAGAGACGGCGGUGAUCCGGAUGAUCGAGGCCGCGAGGAGGCGCCGAAGGAUGCGGAGGAGAUCGUCGAGGUGAAGCUUGGCAAACUCAGGUGCGUCGACGGCAAUGCCAGUGCCAGGGACCUGGCAGUCGACGGCACUAGUGGCAGCAAUGGCAAUGGCAGGGGAAGUCUCGGGCAGAGGAGGUGCCUGUCCAUGGGCUCCUACGAGUACGUCAUGGACGAGCACGCCGCGCUCCGCGUCGCCAUCAAGGCGACGCCCAAGAGAAGAGCCGCGAGCUCAAGGUCGCGCCGCCGCCACGCGCUGUCGGAGUGCGACUUCGGUGGCUCCAAGAAGGGCGCGUGGGAGACGGCGGUGACGGAGGCCGCCGCCGGGCGCUGCGGCGGCGGCGCCGUCGCGAGCCUGAACAGGGACAGCUUCUCCACGUCCAAGAUCUGGAUGGUGCCCGCCGCCAGGAGAGAGGAGGACGGUCGCCGGGCAGCUGAUUCGGCCGGGGAGAGGCGCGCGGUGUCGUUCCGGUGGCCGGCGAUGUCCGCCGUCUGCAAGAAGCACCGUGGCGGCGGGGCCGAGGCGAGCUGGGACGUGGAGGCGGCAGGAGGCUGCCGCGACGAUGCCGCGCCGGCUCCCGCGGAGGAGCGGCCGUCGUUGGCGAGGGCGGCGAUGCUCUGGGUCGCCGACGGGAGUCAGGGAAACCAUUCGUGAUCUGCAUUUGGCUCGCACGUUGGUUGAACAUGCACAGCAUUGGAUUUUUUUUCCCCUUCUUGUUUGAUUUCUUCUCUCCUUUCGUUGUUACUUAGAUUGAUUAUUGUAGUGAUUGCAAAGCGGAGCAGCAAGAAAUUGUAAAGAGGAAGAUGUGUUGCAGGAAUAGCAUUUGGUUGAUUUUUCCAGCUAGAUAAAGAUGGGCUUGCUUUAGAAGUUCAGCAGAAUUCUUGGUGUUUUGCUUUAGAAGUUCUUGGUGUUUUGCUUUAGGAGUUUAGCAGAGUUGGAGGAACUUGGAAGCCACUCAUGAGGAAAAGAAGCAUUGGUUGUUUUGAUUUGUCAGGUAGAUAGUGGUGGACUUGAAAACAAAAAUUGCAAACCUCAUUUGGUUCCUGUCUGUUGAUGGAAAUAAUCAAAUCAAGAAAGUUUGUCUUA